ACGCGAAACAGCGCGUAACGAUGCCUCGGCUAUUGCCGAGAACGAGAGUAGACCACGAACGAGAGUAGAUCGUUCGAACGUUAGUUACCCGAGGUGAACGACAAGCGUACGGACACGUAUCGGAGUGUAUUGAUAUUGCAAACCAUCAGGGAUCUUCGAUACGACGCGGCACUUCCACGAUUUCAUCGCAUCGCGUCUACGAUUCAGCCUACGAUUGAAAUAUGGGCGCUGUUUCGAACGCGACAUACUUAGGGCUCGAUCUCAGCACGCAGCAGUUGAAAGCAGUUGUCGUCGAUAACGAUCUUGCCGUUCUCCACGAAACCAGUGUACAAUUCGACAAUGACCUGCCUGAAUUUAGAACGUACGGGGGCGUGAUUCACAAAAAGGACGAGCCGCACGUAGUGGUGGCUCCCACUUUGAUGUGGGUUAAGGCUCUGGACAUGAUUCUCGAUAAAUUGCGCGUCUGCGGCGUCGAUUUCAGCAAGGUGGCCGCUAUUUCCGGAUGCGCACAGCAACAUGGCACGGUUUAUUGGGGCAAGGGCAGUAGAAAUCAGUUGCAGCGAUUGGACCCUGCGAAAUUCUUGCACGAACAGCUGGUCACCUCUUUCUCGGUGACGCCGUCACCUGUGUGGAUGGAUUCCAGCACCACCAAGGAGUGUCGCAUGUUGGAAGAGAUCGUGGGUGGCCCCCAAAAAUUGGCGGAGAUGACGGGAUCACGGGCGUACGAAAGGUUCUCGGGGCCCCAAAUAGCGAAAAUAGCACGCACCAGGCCGGAAGCCUUCAGCAAUACUGAGAGGAUCUCUUUGGUUAGCAGUUUCCUCGCUUCCUUGUUCCUGGGCGAUUUCGCGCCGAUCGAUUGGUCCGAUGGCUCCGGAAUGAACUUGUUAAAUAUUCAUACGAAAGAUUGGGACGACGUGUUACUGGAGGCCUGCGGUCUUGGUUUGCGAGAAAAACUCGGGAAACCAGUUUCCUCGAGCAGCGACAUCGGCCCGAUUUCGUCCUAUUUCGUCGAGAGAUUCGGCUUCGACGAGGCAUGCCGCAUAAUCGCAUUCACAGGCGACAAUUCAGGUUCCCUGAUAGGUAUGAGACUGAAAGAAGGAGACAUUGCUUGUAGCUUGGGAACGAGCGACAACUUGUUUAUAUGGUUGAACAAGCCGAAAACUGUUCUGGAGGGGCACGUCUUUUGCAAUCCUCUCGAUGACGAUGCUUACAUGGCGUUGCUUUGCUUCAAGAAUGGAUCCCUGACUCGCGAGCGAAUACGCGACAGCGCGGCGCAGGGCUCCUGGCAGAUCUUCAACGAGUUGCUGGAGAGCACACCGCGGGGCAAUUUCGGGAAUUUAGGCUUGUACUUCGACGCGCAAGAGAUACUGCCGUUCCUCAUCGGCGAUCAUCGAUUCAACAAAGCGAACGACGAGAUAUCGCGUUACAGCUCGAAGGAGGUAGAAGUGAGAGCCCUGAUCGAAGGGCAGUUUGCCGCUAAGAGAGCUCACGCCGAGGAUUUUGGUUUCGUCGUAGGUCCGAAUACACGAAUAAUUGCGACCGGAGGUGCAUCCGCAAACAAAUCUAUACUGCAAGUACUUUCCGACGUUUUCAAUUCGCCAGUAUACGCAUUGGAACUAGCUAAUUCGGCUAUGAUGGGUGCAGCCUAUCAAGCGAAGUAUGCUUCAUCCCAAAACGAAUCCAAUUUUGACGAAAUAACACGCUGCUUGCCGGAACCAGCGCUCGUGUGUCGUCCUUACCACGACGCAGAAACAAUAUAUAAAUCACUGGUCGCACGCUACCGGAAAAUCAUAGAGACAGCAAAAAAUAAAACAAGUACAAAGUAACACGUGCAUAAUAUAACUAAGUACAGAGGCCUUGGAUGAUGCAUAAUAUAAUCUAAUCUAAGAGUAUAAAAUAAUUAUUGCAUUUAGAGCAUUUUUAUAGUACCGGUAAUAUUUAUAGAGUUUUAUUCUCGAAAAUUUUUAUACCUUUUAUGCAAUUUUUAGAGAUCUGCUUUUAAAAUAUUCGAGCAAUGAAAUAUCAUUUCAAUUUCAAUAAAUGAAUCGGAGAUAUUAGAAACAUUCAAAUGAAAUGGGAACUUAAGAAGUUGAGGUAGAAAUAAAAAUAUUGUUUUAAAUACUUUGCAAGCGCUAUCUCGAUGAUUUUUU
Frieseomelitta varia is the source of this 2150-nucleotide messenger RNA. RefSeq names its product xylulose kinase. Bases 222 to 1826 code for a protein of 534 amino acids. The record is from RefSeq and is a predicted model, not a curated record. Gene Ontology annotation, molecular function: D-xylulokinase activity. The transcript is spliced from 12 exons. Gene Ontology annotation, biological process: D-xylose metabolic process; xylulose metabolic process. Gene Ontology annotation, cellular component: cytosol. NCBI's taxonomy places the organism in Eukaryota, Metazoa, Arthropoda, Insecta, Hymenoptera, Apidae.